Messenger RNA from Panicum virgatum (switchgrass), 561 nucleotides. Its product is annotated as receptor-like protein 54. Lineage: Eukaryota; Viridiplantae; Streptophyta; Magnoliopsida; Poales; Poaceae. Bases 1 to 561 code for a protein of 186 amino acids. The record is from RefSeq and is a predicted model, not a curated record. The transcript has a single exon. Gene Ontology annotation, molecular function: protein binding.
AUGUCCCUCGACCUCUCCAACAACAACUUCGAGGGUAUCAUCCCCAACGAGAUCGGUGACCUGAAGUCUCUCAAGGGGCUCAACCUCUCCAGGAACUCCUUCACCAGUGAGAUCCCUCCCAGGAUCGCGAACAUGCUGCAGCUGGAGUCACUUGAUCUCUCCUACAACCAGCUCUCCGGAGAGAUCCCUCCAGCAAUGGCGGUGAUGUCAUUCCUCGAGGUGCUCAACCUCUCCUACAACCACCUGUCAGGGCAAAUACCGCAAGCCAAUCAGUUCUUGACGUUCCCGAACACCUCAUUUCUAGGGAACGACAGGCUGUGUGGGAAGCCGCUGACACAGCUGUGUGAGACGAACCACUCACCAUCAGCUGCUGCCACACCGGGCUCUUCAAAAGAUCUGAACUGGGAUUUUUUAUCAGUUGAGGUAGGGGUCAUUUCAGGCUUGGCCAUGGUUGUUGUGACCACACUGCUGUGGGGCGAUGGGAGGAGGUGGGUGUACUGGCGUGUCGACAAGUUUUGGCUGCAGGUUCUGGAGCCAUGGGUCUGCUGCCGUCGACGCUGA